Messenger RNA from Meleagris gallopavo (turkey), 2200 nucleotides. It is a transcript of the gene RBM15B, whose product is annotated as RNA binding motif protein 15B. The record is from RefSeq and is a predicted model, not a curated record. Lineage: Eukaryota; Metazoa; Chordata; Aves; Galliformes; Phasianidae. Gene Ontology annotation, molecular function: RNA binding.
GCGCCCUCACCAGAGCCCCUGGGCUACCUGCCGCCCCUCCACGGCGCCUACCAGUACAAGCAGCGGUCGCUUUCACCCGUCACCAGCCCUUUGCUCCGGGAGCCGCGGCCACGCCACGCACACGCUGCCGCCGCUGCCUUUGCACUGGAAGCCGCUGCCAUCGGGCUCUCCCGGGAGCGGGAGCGGGCCCUUGAUUACUAUGGGCUGUAUGACGAGCGCGGCCGGCCCUACAGCUACCCCAUCGUGGCCGAAGAAGACCUGAUGCCGGAGGACGAUCAGAGAGCCACCCGCAACCUCUUCAUCGGCAACUUGGACCACAACGUCUCAGAGGUGGAGCUGAGACGUGCCUUCGAGAAGUACGGCAUCAUCGAAGAAGUGGUGAUCAAGCGCCCUGCCCGGGGCCAAGGCGGGGCUUACGCUUUCCUCAAGUUCCAAAACUUAGACAUGGCACAUCGGGCCAAGGUCGCGAUGUCAGGCCGUGUUGUUGGCAGGAACCCUAUCAAAAUUGGCUAUGGUAAAGCCAACCCUACUACCCGGCUGUGGGUGGGUGGUCUUGGCCCCAGUACUUCCCUGGCUGCCCUGGCGAGGGAGUUUGACCGCUUUGGCAGCAUCAGGACUAUUGACUAUGUGAAGGGAGACAGUUUUGCGUAUAUUCAGUAUGAAAGCUUGGAUGCUGCCCAGGCUGCCUGCGCGCAGAUGAGAGGCUUUCCCUUAGGCGGGCCGGAGAGGAGACUUCGUGUGGAUUUUGCCAAAGCAGAAGAGACAAGAUACCCACAGCAGUACCAGCCUGCGCCUCUCCCUGUGCACUACGAACUGCUUGCUGAUGGGUAUAGCAGACACAGAAGCCUAGAGCAAGACUUGAGGGUGCGAGAUAGGACUCCUCCACAUCUCCUGUACUCAGACAGAGACAGGAGCUUUGCAGAGGCAGACUGGGCCAGUCCUGCCAAAAACGCUGAACGCAGAAACAACUUGGAGAGCUACAGCCGAUCAGUGCGUAGCCGGAGUGGAGAGCGCUGGGCCAGCGAUAGCGAUCGUGCUAUGCCUAAAGUGUGGGAAGAGAGGCGGAAACGACGGAGCCUUUCCAGUGACCGUGGCAGGACUACUCACUCGCCUUACGAGGACAGAAGCAGGACAAAGGCCAGUGGGCCAGCUUUAGACCGCAGCCCAGAGCGGGUUCGCAAAGAGAAUCACACUACAGAAUCCGGAACUGAGAAAGAGCAGAGUAACUCCCUUCAGAACAAUCGUCACACAACUGAGGAGAAACCCCAUCGUGAGGCAUCCGAUGCUCCUCAGCCUAAAAAAAGAGACAGCGAACGCAAUCAUCGAACUGGUGAAUCAGAAUCAAAAACUCACGAGGAGCCAAAAUCUGAGACCAAAAAGUUAAAGAAUUUGUCAGAAUACGCUCAGACGCUGCAACUUGCUUGGAACGGGCUUCUCGUGCUAAAAAACAGCUGCUUCCCCACAUCUAUGCACAUCCUGGAGGGAGACCUCGGUGUCAUCAAUGGACUCCUCAAAGACCAUUCGUCUGGUGGGAAGCUCACGCAGCUCAAAAUCGCUCAGAGACUUCGGCUUGACCAGCCCAAGCUGGAUGAAGUGACUCGUCGUAUCAAACAAGGCAGCCCCAAUGGCUACGCCGUGCUCCUGGCGACACAGUCCGCCCCGGGCAGUGCGGGGACUGAGGGGUCCUUCCCUGUGGUUGAGCCUGGCUUGCAGCGACGGCUGCUCAGGAAUCUGGUCUCCUACUUGAAACAGAAGCAGGCUGCUGGGGUUAUCAGCCUGCCUGUGGGAGGAGCAAAGGGCAGAGACAGCACAGGCAUGCUUUAUGCAUUCCCUCCUUGUGAAUUCUCUCAGCAGUACCUCCAGUCAGCACUAAGGACAUUGGGGAAGUUGGAAGAAGAACAUAUGGUGAUAGUUAUAGUCAAAGACACUGCCUAGCCCACACUGUCUUUUCAAAUUCCAUGUUUUCUUUGUGUGUCACACAACCCCGUUGUUUUUAAGGCCCAUCAUUUUGGUGGAGGCUCAGAACACCUCAACCAAAGUGCUAAGAUUUUUAGUUUCUAAUUAAUUUUAAUACCAUUUAAAUAGAGCCCAUUUCAUUCGUUUUUAAUACGUGACACUGUCUGCUGUUGUUCUGUAUUUUUAUUUUUUAACUGUAUGAAAAAGUUGUCAGUAAAGCCUUGUUCACUGAUGGAUUUCUAAA